GAAGAUUAGUUUUCCUUCGAGAGGUUCUGCGAUCUUUGUCCGAGUAGGCUGGCAAAUCUCGAAAUUAACAGCCACCUUCCAGAACAGAGCCUGGAAAGGGGACUUCUCUAGCUCUAGACCUAGGGUUCUAUGAAGGAACACCUGUACCUGCGGAGUGUGGGAAAGGGGGAGUCAUCCGACCUAGUUUCCUCCUUUCUCUUUCUUUCCUCCCCCACCCUCCUCCGCCCCCUAUCACCCGGGGCAACCUCGGCUCGGCCCCUUUAAACAGAGGUUUCCUGUCCAGCCAGCUGCGAGAUGCCUAGAUGGACAGGGCGAGAGGGGGAGCUCUGUCUCUCUGUCCCUCCCUCUCUACCCUCCCUCCUUUCCUCCCGGCUCUCUGUCUCCCUCCCUCUUUCUCCUCGGAAGCUGAAGAGCCGGUGAGGCGGUGGAAGCAGCAGCAGCAGCAGCAGCAGCAGCAGGAGCAGGAGCAGGAGCAGCAGCAGCAGCAGAAGAAGAAGCAGAAGCAGCAGCAGCAGCAGCAGCAGCAGCAGCAGCAGCAACAGCAACAACAGCAGCAGCAGCAGCAGCAACAGCAGGAGCAGCAGCAGCAGCAAAAGCAGGAGCAGCAGCAGCAGCAAAAGCAGGAGCAGGAGCAGGAGCAGCAACAGCAGCAGCAGCAGCAGCAGCAGCAGCAGCAAUCUCUACCACCACCACUACCGCCGCCGCCGCCGCCGCCACCACCACUGCCGCCACCACCGCCGCGGCCGGAGCAGUAGCUGCAGCCACCAGCAGCUCUUUCCUUCUCUCUUUCCCUCCUUUCCUCCCUCCCUCCUGUGUUGUGAGUGUGACGCCGGGCGGCGGAGAGAGAGAUAGGGAGAGAGAAGGUUCUUGGACUUAGCCGGAGAGAGGAGCGAACCCUGCCUUCAGUACUCCGGGCUCGGAACUCCAAGACGCCGGGAACUGGGGCGCAGGGAGGGAGUGAGCGGCUGGAGCAGCUCGGUGGAGGCUGUGCCCUGGGGCAGAGAGACUACCGAAGGGUCCAGACUCCGGACAGACCCCAGGAGUCUCGAGCAGCCAGCAGAGCGCGGGCUUCUAAGCUCAGGAAACCUGAGGGAAGACUGAGCUGGGGAAGCGAACAGACAGCCCGUAGCCGUCUACAAACGUCAGUCUCCCUCCGGGGAGCUCUGGACCUGGGACCAGCGGCGCCGGGAGCCUGGAGAGCGGGGAGAGAGCUUUCCUUGAUAUAAACCGAGGAGCAGUACUCCUCACCCCGCCCCCCAACUAGAACCAACCCCCCCCCCACUACCCCCAUAGCCCUCCCCACUCCUGGACGUGGUUGGGGGCAUGUGAGCUGGAAGCCGCGGCAGCCGGCGGCGAUCAUCCGGAGGGAGAAGCCCUGCCCCAGCGAAGGACGGAGCCGGAACCGGAGCCGGGAGAGUAGAUGUCCAUGAGGAGCCCCAUCUCUCCCCAACUGGCACUCGAUGGCAUUGGGACCAUGGUGAACUGCACUGUCAAGGCAGAAGAAAAGAAAGAGAUAUGCCAGGAGGCUCCACCUGGCCAGCAGCAGGUGCCAGCCUCUGCUGCAGAACCCUUGACCGGAGACCCAGCUCGGGCCCCCCAGGAUGGAGCUGACUCAAGUGGCCCACCCCAGGACUGUGGGUCCCCAAGGAGCGACGGACCCCCAGAACCUAGGAGGUCAGGGUCUGAGCCAGCCACUGGGAGCCAAGAAAAGCUGGAUUUCAACAGGAAUUUGAAAGAAGUUAUGCCCACCAUUGAGAAGCUUCUGUCCAGUGACUGGAGAGAGAGACUUCUGGGAAGAAGCACUGUGGAAACCAAAGAUGUUAAAGGGACCCAAGAAAGCCUGGCAGAAAAGGAACUUCAACUCCUGGUUAUGAUCCAUCAACUGUCCACACUGAGGGACCAGCUCCUGACAGCCCACUCAGAGCAGAAGAAUAUGGCUGCCAUGCUGUUUGAGAAGCAACAGCAACAGAUGGAACUAGCCAGGCAGCAGCAAGAGCAGAUUGCAAAGCAGCAGCAGCAGCUCAUCCAGCAACAGCACAAGAUCAACCUCCUACAGCAGCAGAUACAGCAGGUCAACAUGCCUUAUGUCAUGAUCCCUGCGUUCCCUCCCAGCCACCAGCCCAUGCCUGUCACCCCUGACUCCCAGCUGGCACUACCUAUUCAGCCCAUUCCUUGUAAACCAGUGGAGUACCCGCUGCAGCUGCUGCACAGCCCCCCUACCCCUGCUGUGAAGAGGCCUGGGGCUGUCUCUGCCCACCACCCGCUCCAGGAGUCUUCACAGCCUCUGAACUUGACAGCCAAGCCCAAAGGUCCGGAGCUGCCCAACACUUCUAGCUCCCCCAACCUGAAGAUAAGCACUUGUGGUCCCCUCCCCUCCAACCAUGGGGCUCCCACCCGGGACCUCCAAGCCAGCCCACCCAGCCUGCCUCUAGGCUUUCUGGGUGAGGGGGAUGCCAUCACCAAAGCUAUCCAGGAUGCCCGGCAGCUGCUGCAUGGCCACAGUGGGCCCAUUGAGAGCUCUCCUAAUGCCUCUUACAGGAAGGACCUCAUCAACCUGGACUCAUCCCCAGCCAAGGAUCGGCUGGAAGAGAGCUGUGGGCACCAGCUAGAUGAGACCAUGCUGAGCUGUGACAUGGAUGGCUCCCGACACUUCCCCGAGUCCCGGAACAACAAUCACAUUAAGAGGCCCAUGAACGCCUUCAUGGUGUGGGCCAAGGAUGAACGGCGGAAGAUCCUCCAAGCCUGUCCCGACAUGCAUAACUCCAGCAUCAGCAAGAUUCUCGGCUCCCGCUGGAAGUCCAUGACAAACCAGGAGAAGCAACCCUACUACGAGGAACAGGCACGGCUGAGCCGGCAGCACCUGGAGAAGUAUCCUGACUACAAGUAUAAGCCUCGGCCCAAGCGCACGUGCAUCGUGGAGGGCAAGCGACUACGAGUGGGGGAGUACAAGGCCCUGAUGAGGAACCGGCGCCAGGACGCGAGGCAGAAUUACGUGAUCCCCCCACCAGGCAAUCAGAUGCAGAUGAGUUCCCCUGAUGUCCUGUACCCCAGGGCACCCGGAAUGCCCCUGGCACAGCCCCUUCUGGAGCACUAUGUGCCCCGGAGCCUGGACCCCAGCAUGCCUAUCAUUGUCAACACCCGAAGCCUUAAGGAGGAGAAUGAGGGCGCUGAGGACGGGCACUCCGUAGCUGACGGGGAGAUGUUCCGGUACAGCGAAGAAGAAGAUUCGGAAGUCGAGGAGAAGAGUGAUGGGGAGUUGGUAGUGCUCACAGACUGAGCUGGGCUCUGGGGCUCGUGCCCUCUCGCUUCCCCCAGGCAGAUCUUGAAAGGGGGAGACAGGAGGCUAACAAGGGUCUGUCCCCCGACCCUAUCGGGCACUACCAGCUGACCAGGACUGUGUAGGUACCUUGAUGGGGAUGUGUCCGGGAGAUGGGCACAGCUGUGCAUAUGUACAUACAUCUAUGCAGGGGAAGUGGGUCAGGAAAGGUUGUGUCCUACUCUAGGUUGUUUGGCCUCGAAGUAGGCAUCCUGUCUUGGGGGGCUUCAGAGCCACAGGGUUGGUGUGGACUUUAGGAAAACAGGGGGGCACCCGAGUUCCUGUAAAAGGGGAGUUCUGUAGACGGGCCCAGCUUCCCAUCAUUGACCAAGUAAUGCCACAAGUCCCCUGAUAUUCACACCUAGGAAGUUAUUAUAUGACUAGCACCCUCUACUCCCUCCCUAUUUGGGAUCCUGGUCCCUGCAGCCCCCUCCCCAUCCCCUCUUUUCUCAUCUCCCUUGCUCUGCUGGAAGGGCGGGGUCUACUUGGCGUGACCAUUUUAUCCAUCGCUCCCCACCCUCCGCCCUCUCCGUGCCCCACGUCUGGGACGGCAUACCUCCUAUCAUUCUUCGUCUACUUCCUGCAGGGCUUUCCCUCCCCUCCUAGGUCUUUUUCCAGGGUCUGUAUCUGCUGGAUGUGAGUGAGCCCAAGGCGGUGUGUGAGUCCCCCCUGACUUCCUCAUUCUCUCAUUCCUUUCUACUGGACUGGCUCCGUCUUGGUGUGUCCAGCCUAUGUGUGUAUCUGUGAGCCUGUUGGGUGUGUGUGUGUGUGUGUGCAUGUGGGUGUGUGUGAGUGUGCACGCACAUGUGUGUGUGUGCACUUGUGGCCCAUGUGUCCCCAUUCUGGGGGAUUCCUGUGUCUCAGGAUUCCUAGGGGAGGUUUCUUUCUGGGCCUCCCCAGCUUCUCUAAAUCUCUGGAUAGCUCUGCCAGUGAGCAUCAUCAGCCUCUUUGCCUUUUUGUAGCUCUCUGUGGGUCUCAGGUUCUCUUCCUUUUUUUGUGUUGGGUUUCUGUUUCCUUAUCGAUUUGCUUCUCCCUGGCAGGAUGCCCCCACCCUUCUGGAGCCACCCUCUGUGUCUGGACAUCUCUGUGUGUCUUUGGGUCUCAGUGUUUGGAACUGUCAGCCACCCUGACCUCCUCUCUCUCCUGUUCACUGACUGCCAGUCAAUUCCCACGGAGCCAUUUUUAGCUCUGAGACUCGUGAGAAUGAGCUGCAGCCUCUCCAAGGGGCUACCCAGCCCCCCAGCCCGAGGCUGCCCAACGUAGGCCCUGGUUCCCAGCCGGGGGGGAAGGGAAACGGGACCCUGUCCAGCAUCCUGGAAGCUGGGAUCCGGGGAGACUGGCUGAGGCCAGAAAGGCAGGUGCUAGGAGACCCUGGCUACCUGCGUCAUCCGGUCCUGGCCCUGCCUGAUAGACAAGGUCAGUUUGAACGAGGUUGGAAUGAUGGGCAUCAAAGAUUGCCCAAGGUGGCUGAGGCUGCUUCCAGAACUGGCCGGCCCUGCUGGCCUGGGAAGGGAAGGGUAUGUAUGUGUGAGUCACUUUGUUUAUUUGGGGGGGGGAGAUGAGAAGCCUCAGUUGCCCUUUCCCUCCCCUUCUUUCCUUUGGCUACGGUCCUUCCCUAUUCCUUUCUCCACACUCACCCUCCACCCCCUUGCCAUUGACCCCACCCCUUGGCUGGGGGACUUGACUUUGCCCAUGAUCAGUCUCUCAUUUUAUUUAUUUAUUUCCACCCCCAAGAAAGUCACAUCCCAUUGGAGAGGAAUGCUGAGGGGGCAGGGAGAACUCUAGGGGCAGGAGGAGGGGACUCAAUCCAGCUGGGACAGAUGUGGAAACCAAGCCUACCCUUUGUCCCACCCCCCUUCCGUUCCCCACCUCAGCCCCAUUCCUUAGCCCCCAUCUCUCUCCAGGGUUAUUCCUUUUUUAUGGCUGUAAACAUAGAUAGGGCUUUAUUUUGUUAAUAAGAUGAUGAUGAGUAAUUUAACCUGUAUAUUUCUCCUGACCUGUUUACAAUCUGGGGAUUUUUUUUCCGGUUGGCACAAUAAAGAGAGAACAUUUUGGAUCCUU
Messenger RNA from Monodelphis domestica (gray short-tailed opossum), 5377 nucleotides. It is a transcript of the gene SOX13, whose product is annotated as SRY-box transcription factor 13. Gene Ontology annotation, molecular function: DNA-binding transcription factor activity, RNA polymerase II-specific; RNA polymerase II cis-regulatory region sequence-specific DNA binding. Lineage: Eukaryota; Metazoa; Chordata; Mammalia; Didelphimorphia; Didelphidae. Gene Ontology annotation, biological process: cell fate commitment; regulation of transcription by RNA polymerase II. Gene Ontology annotation, cellular component: nucleus. The record is from RefSeq and is a predicted model, not a curated record.